ACUUAGUUUCAGCAAGUUGCAGGGAGAGGUAGGUGCUUAUGCACCUGUUUAUGGUAAAUAAGAUAGUGGCUCAUUUGAUAACACAACGGGGAUUGCAUUGCUCAGCUUUAAGGCAUUUAUCUCUAUCUAACAAUGCGUGGCUGAGUUGCAAACUGAGCAAUCUGUAGAGUUUGAUAUGAACAGUCAUUAUGGCAACAGAUUAGCUGGUGCGCUGCCUAAUGGAGUAUCGUUUUCCGAGACUUGUCCACCGAGGCCGUGCUUUAAUGACCCUUAACGGCUUGCCCUCACCAAGUGGGUUAAGAUGACAGACAUACUCUGGACACAAGAUAGACGAAACGAGUGAGCCAUAACUCAUCAGCACUGUGCCUCAUGCCUUUCGUUCCAAGUGUUUGACAUCUCAUUUGUGUGUGGGUUAUUUUCUUGGGAUCCUAACUAACUACAACGACACCUGGAUUGCAUUUAAAAUACGUGUACAGAGGGUAUACAAGUGUUUUCAAUACAGUCCUUGACUCAGCCUAGCUUUCUCUUUAGACUGGAAAAGUGUUAAGAGAAGAAAAAAGAAUUAAGAACAAUGUGAACGGUGAACGAAUGGAGAGAAGUUGGGCCAUGGAGUCAAGUCUUAAGCGUGAGAUAGCUGAUUCACUUCCCUGCCCUCACCUAUAGACGACUUCCCUAGUUUUUUCCUGGUGCCCGUGGUGAGCCGUGACUUGGGAAGAACCGAGUAACAAUUGAUAGAAGAACGAUAUGAUGCUCCCAUACGCCCUCCGUAUUUUGCUAUUGACCCUGAAGCAUUCAUUACCUUGGUUCAUGGUUUACUUGUACGGAUACUUGAAUGGGAAUGUCUGGUUGUUUCUACUCUGCUCUCUGUUCUUUUACUCGACCCGAGAUUGGACUUUUCGGAGGAAAAUACGAGAAAAGAUAAAUACCGCGACUUCUGCUUUGGAACUCUCUGUGCUCAAUGUCGCUUCGGAGCACGACCUUCCUGCUUGGGUUCGUCAUCCGGAUGCUCAUAGGUCAGAAUGGUCCAAUGUCAUCUUAAAACGGUUGUGGCCACACUUGGAAGCCUUUUUGAACGUGUCCUUUCAAAAUCUGGAAAAGGAUCCGGGAUUGCAAGAAAAGCUCGGUCCACUCCGGAUCAAAAUGAUUCGAUUCCCAGAUUUCUCGUUGGGCAAGAUUCCUCCGAAAAUUGGAGGGAUCAAAGUUCACCAAGCCGUCCACCGAGAUGAAAUUAUCAUAGAUGUCAGCCUUCAUUAUCGAGGAGAUCUCCGGCUGAAUUUUGAUAUCGUUCUCAAAGAUCUAUCUUCGCCCUUAAGAUCUUCGAUUAACAAUUUCAGUUUUAACGGAACUUUAAGAAUACAUUUGACGCCACUGCUGAAGGAUGUGCCUUUUGUUGGAGGGUUGAAGAUUAUGUUCCUUCAAGCUCCGGAGAUUGAUUUCGAUCUAGGAGGCAUGGCUACUAGUCUGGACAUGCCAGGUAUUGGUCUUUUCUUGCGCCACGUCAUUCAAGAUCAACUGGAGCAUACCAUUGUCAUGCCGCACGCCAUCCACGUUUCAAUGCUUGAUCCGGAAAGACUCGCGAUGCUUUCCGCGAUUAAAGCCGAAUCACAAAAGGGGCUCUUGUUACCAGCUGGAGUGCUGACAGUGAAUAUUAUUGAAGGAAAAGGAUUAGUGAACAAGGACAAAGCUUUCCUGGGUCAGGGCAAGUCUGAUCCAUAUGCAAAGUUACGAAUUGUGGCCGAUGGAAUGGCACACGUGUUUAAAACUGAAGUCGUCCCGGAUAAUCUUCAUCCGGUUUGGAACCAUGUUGUUGAUAUGCCAGUGGAUGAUCCUGAGACUCUAGAUAACCUUCAGAUUGAAAUUUGGGAUGAGGACAGAGGAAGCAAAGACGAUUUCAUGGGGAAAUGCACCAUCCCAGUGAAGGUUCUCCGCACUGCAAUUACGAGCCGUCAAGCCCAAGAUGUGUGGAAAGAAUUGGAGGAAGUCAAGAAGGGAUCCCUCCAUACAGAAGUCAGCUGGUCAGAACUGAAUUUGAAUCGGAAUGACUCCGAGGAUGAUUUCCAUAAGGGCGUCGUGACUAUUCUUGUGGAUUCUUGUAGUAGUCUAUUGGGCGGAAGAACUGGUCUCAAGUUGCCUAAUCCUUUAGUGGUAGCAGAGUUAUGUUCCAUUACUCAAUCGACAGAAACUGUAAUCGGCUCCGUCAACCCUGUCUUCUCACAUCGAAUGAACUUUCUGGUCCGAGAUCCAACAUCAGAUACCCUCAAGAUCACCGUUAAAGACGACAAGAGAGAUGAGGAUCUGGGAUCCAUCAGAAUCCACCUAUCCGACCUUUUGGGCCAAGCUGACCUCAGUUUUGUCAACCAGAAAUACACACUGACCUCCCGUCUGGCGAAGGGUGGCAAAUCACCAGUUGUGACUCUCUCCUUGAUGUUCCGAUAUAUUCAUCGACCCACCACUAGUAGUUUUGGGGUGCACAAGAGUCUCCGUGAGUUGCAUAAGAUCAUGGCAACCACUCUCAAGCCUGUUGCAGCCGUGGGAGUUGUAGAUCAUUCUAUUCGAGAGGUUCAAAAACCGGUAAAAAUUGCCCAUCGAGGACCGAUCCACUCGGAUCCGACCUUGGCUGAAGAUGGAGAUAGUUUAACUUUUAUGGACGAUACGGAAACAGCAUCCACAACGUCGAGCACCGCAACUGCCGAUACAAAAGAGAAUCACAACAACAUUAGUGCAAUCACAAAUAACAACAACAACAACAAUUAUAAUAAUAAUAUUGCUUCUCCUGAAGCCCUGGACGAAAAGAAAACUGAUCUCAAGAGGCAACUUGAAGAGUCAUACCCGGUGAAUAAUUCAGUUGCUACAACGAAUGGGCAUUUGCACGAUCAGCGGACAAUAACACCCCAACGCAAUGCAUCGAUUAACAGAUCAUAUCGGAAUAUCAGGCCAGAAAUCCAUAACUUACCAAGUUCGCCUAUUCGAGUAGACUCUCAACCAAAAGUAUUGAUCCGUUUAACCUACAACAUCAGGACCAAAACGCUGACAGUUGGGAUUCGCAAGGUCAAAAACCUACAACACACCAAUUUCAUGUCGUUGCCGAGUCCUUACGUGAAAACCUACUUGAUCCAAACCGUGGGUGUGGGAUGUAGUCGCCGAAUUGCCCACAGCAAACGAAAGACUAGUGUUCGCAAGCAAACCGUUCAUCCCAACUUUGAAGAGAGUUUUGAAUAUUUCAUGCCCUUGUCACAUAUUGGGCAUCGUCGAAUGGAAACUAUGGUGUGCAGCGAUAGCAGAAUUUUAGGUCGAAAUUCGGUCAUUGGGAGAGUCAUCAUUGAAUUCUGGGACGUUCACCAGGCCAUCUUGUCUCGGGAAAAUCCCAACAAGACCGAUUCCAUUGUGGUGGAAGAUUGGCACAUUUUGAAUUGCGCCAAGAGCGCUGAACCAAUGGGAACCCAUUCCACCUUACCCCGAUCUCGAAGCACACCCACAAGCUCUACUCUUCCACGCAAGCAUUCAAGCUCACUCACAUCUAGUCCAAGUUUUAAGCAUUAAUCGAUUCAUCAUGAACUAUGCAUGUUUAUUUGCUGGUCGAUCAAGGCCAUUUUUAUGUCGAUAAGCGCACAAUCAUUUCCACUCUUUUUGCUCAUUUUUACCUAGACGUGCCAUAAACAAAUUUUAACGAA
Messenger RNA from Tigriopus californicus, 3671 nucleotides. RefSeq names its product extended synaptotagmin-3-like. The record is from RefSeq and is a predicted model, not a curated record. NCBI's taxonomy places the organism in Eukaryota, Metazoa, Arthropoda, Copepoda, Harpacticoida, Harpacticidae. Gene Ontology annotation, molecular function: lipid binding. The coding region runs from base 745 to 3540 and encodes 931 amino acids. The transcript has 3 exons.